Molecule: messenger RNA, 1836 nt
Organism: Dichotomopilus funicola
Lineage: Eukaryota; Fungi; Ascomycota; Sordariomycetes; Sordariales; Chaetomiaceae
Exons: 2
Coding region: 1-1836 (611 amino acids)
Source: RefSeq, a predicted model, not a curated record
AUGGGUUCUUCAUCAGCAGAUGUGGAACGCGUCGAGGCCGUCGUGGUUGGCGCAGGCUGGAAUGGUCUAAUCUGCGCCAAAACCUACCUCGACUUCCGACCGUCCGCCUCCCUUCUGAUCAUCGAUGACCAGGCGACCAUCGGUGGAGUUUGGAGUGCCGACAAGAUCUACCCCAGCCUGUAUGCACAGAUCAAGCAUGGCUUGUUUGAGUAUUCUUUCUACCCGAUGCGACACGAGGGUAUCUCACCCGACGGCUACGUCUCGGGCGAUACCAUCCACACGUACCUCAACGACUUUGCCUGGGACCACGAUCUCGUACGGCGCACUCGUCUCGGCACGCGCGUAACCGAGGUCUCCCAGCUUCCCGGCGGAGGAUGGAGGCUCGAGCUCUAUGCUGCGGGCAGAAACCCGGGAGGACCCAAUUUUGCCAUUGAGUGCGAGAAGCUGAUUUACGCCUCGGGUGCAACCUCGCAUGCCGUAAGGCCCGUGUGGCCGACGGAUGACUCGUUCAAGGCACCCACCAUCCACUCGUCGGAGCUAGGCACGAACCUCGUCGCCCUCGAUUCGCCGAAAGUGAGGUCUGUCACUGUUGUCGGCGGCGCAAAGUCUUCUUUCGACACUGUUUUCUACCUCCUCAAGGCCGGCAAAAAGGUGGACUGGAUCAUCCGCGACACCUCGGAUGGAAGUGGAAGUGGGCCCAUGGCCAUCAUGCCGCCAACCCUGCUGGGAUUCGUCAACACUAUGACGGCCGUUACGACCCGGGUCAUGGUCCUUCUGGGGAGCUCCGUCGACAGCACGGAUGGCGCCGGUCACCAGUUCUUUCAGAGAACCUAUCUCGGCCGGUUCCUCGCAUGGCUGUUUUGGCUCGCCCUCAACUGGAUUGCCGAUCGCCAUGCUGGAUACUCCAAGUCCGAAAACGCGUCCAAGCUGAGGCCCAUGCCGCACGGAAAUGGGGUGUUCUGGGCCAACGCAGGACUCGGCGCUGCCAGUGUGCCCGGAUACUGGCAGGUAUUCCAUUCGGGUGACUGUACCGUCCACCGAACCGACAUCCAAUCUUUCCACGACACCCACACGGUCCGACUCGCCGACGGGACCCGGUUCCAAACUGACUUUGUGAUUCUCUCGACCGGUUUCGACAAGUCCUAUCACGUCUUUGGCCCCAAACUCCAGCACAGUCUCGGCCUCACCGUCGGCCCUGAGGAGCAGCAAAAGUGGACUGUUUUGGGCACCACUGCAGACAAGACUGUUGACGAGCUCUUCCCCGCACUCCGCAAAUCCCCUGCGGGUCUAGGGAGGAGCAAGACUGUAGCGGGGACGGGGACGGACACGAAAGAGCAUGCUGCUCUCCACGGGCCUAGCAACCACUAUCGUCGGUUGAUCGUCCCAGCCUUGGCCGCCGCAGGCGACCGGUCCAUCAUCUUCCCGGGCUUUAUCCACACCAUUUAUACACCAAUUGUGGCCGAAGUCCAGGCCCUCUGGGGCGUUACCUUCCUCCUUGGUUUGCAUGAUACGCCGUCGCUGGGUUCCAUGGAGGGCGAGGUGGCAUUGUGGAACGCUUGGUCGAGGAAGCGGUACGGCGUUCAGGGCCAAAAGCACGCCUACGCUAUCUAUGAUUUUUUGCCUUACAUCGACGUGCUGCUCCGGGAUCUUGGUGUCAAUCCCCGCCGCAAGAAAAAUUGGUUUGCGCACUGGUUCGCGCCGACUUAUCCGCGUGAGUACAAAGGAUUGGUAGAUGAGUUUCGCAGCGCUUUGGCAGUAAGAAAGGGAAGCUAUGGGCUCAAGGGAGGCCUCGGGUCGCUGACGCCUUCUUCGACCUCGACCCUCGGGCUAUCGUAA